Messenger RNA from Prorocentrum cordatum, 1800 nucleotides. Lineage: Eukaryota; Dinophyceae; Prorocentrales; Prorocentraceae. The record is from the annotation of a GenBank genome assembly.
AUGGCGACCGUGGCGGCGCGCUCGACGGCGGGCGUCUCGGCCGCGGGCGCGCCGCGCCGGACGUCGUCGGGGUGGUCGCGGGCCGAGAAGUUCCAGGACGUCUUCUCCGCGGGCGAGCGUGGCAAGGCGCCGACCGACUCCAAGGGCGCGCCGCCUUCCUUCGCCGAGGCGGUGAUGCAGCUCGAGGCCGCGCACGCGCGGGAGGUCGAGUCGUUGCGGAGAGAGCUGCGGAAGAUGAGCCAGAAGGCCACGAAGCAGGCGGCCGACGUUGCCGCGCGGAACUCGGAGGGCUCCACCAAGGACGGGACCCCGGGGACGGUGAACGACCCGCAGCAGGCUGGGCAGCAGGCCGAGCUCGGCUCCCAGGAGGGGGCCUGGCCCCGGCAGCACAGCUGGGACAGCGAGGCCGAGGUGUCCGAGGACACGUUCGACGACCCCUUCGUGGUCGCAGAGCGGGCGGGCUACGACAGGAACAGCAUCGUGUGGAACCCGUUCGCGGAGAGGCAGAACGAGUUCUGUCAGUUCAUGAACAGGUACCUCAAGAGCGGCGGGCAGUCGCGGAAGAGGCGAAUUGCGUACAAGAUUGCGAAGAGUUGGCCUUUCGAUGCUGUGACGUAUUUCAUGAUCAUUGCUAAUUCCUCCUUCAUCGGCAUUCGCAUGCAACUUGAUAUGGACAACGCGCAGAGCAACACACCGGCGGAGAUGUGGCCGGAAUAUGUCGAGCUCGGUUUUGUUGUUUUUUUUGCGCUUGAGCUCCUGUGCAAGCUGCUGGCGGAGGACGUGUACGUCUUCUUUGGCACCGAUUGGCACUGGAACCUGCUGGACACGAUCCUGGUGCUUGCUGCUCUUGUGCAGCUGGCGAUCGAGAGCGUCAACGGCUCCGACACACCGAACCUGACGCCGACCCGGAAUAUCAGGCUCUUUCGCAUCACGCGGGUCUUGCGGGUCGUCAGGGUCGUGCAGGCAUGCCAGACCUUGCGAGUCAUGAUCUUCUCAAUAUUCAAGUCUUUGGACGCGCUGAUCUGGGUAUUCGUAGUGUUAUUGUACUUCAUGUACAUAUUCGCGAUGAUCUUCAUGCAUGGCACCCUUGCGUUCUUCGAGUCACACCUGGACAGCGGCGGAGGUGACCUUAGUCUUCAGGAACAACAGUUCUGGCUGACCCCGCAAGAUCACAUCGACUACAUGAAGUGCAGCUGGAGCAGCAUCGACCGAGCAAUCGUGACUCUCUUUGAGAGCGUCACAGGCGGGCGGGACUGGGGGGAGGUGUACUACUCUUUUCUCAGGGUCGACCCGUUUUACGGUCUCCUGUACUUCGGCUACGUUACGGCGGCGGAUUUCAUGGUGUUCUUGGUACUCAACGUUGUAAUUGGCACUGUGGUGGAUGUUACAACUGGCGUUGCCUCGAAGGACCGGGACCGUAUGGUUGAUCACGAGAUCGCAUCCCUCAAGACCUACGCAACUGACAUCAAGACCUUCUUUAAGCAGGCAGAUACAGACAACUCAGGCCAGCUCUCGUGGAAGGAAUUCAAAGAACACUUAGAAAAUGAUCGUGUUAAAGCGUAUUUCCAAACGCUGGAUCUAGACAUCCGCAAAGCUCACACGUUGUUCAAGCUGCUGGACCGCAACGACAACGGAGAGGUCGGGAUCGAGGAGUUCCUCGACGGCUGCCUCCGCCUGAGGGGCCAGGCCAAGAGUCUCGACAUGAACCUAGUGAUCUACCAGUUGGAGACACUUGUCGAGGAGAUCUCUCGGAAAAAGCCCACUCCAGGGCGUGGAAAUGUGCGGGCCGAGACGACCUGA